CUAGCUUGAGGCUGUGGGGCUGGCGGGAGCUUCUCUUCCGGGAGCUGCGGAGUCUGUUGAAGAGCUUGCGGGCCCGCUGGAGCUAACGAACGUGAGAAGACAACAUAAAGUGCUGCGGUGUAUUCAAGAAUUUUGUGAACUCCCUAGCUUCAUACUUUGGGCUAACAAUGUCAGCUGAAAUACCACUAAACAUUAAUAUCAAGGAACCACGAUGGGAUCAAAGUACUUUUAUUGGAAGAGCCAGUCAUUUUUUUACUGUAACUGACCCACGAAAUAUUUUAUUAACUAAUGAACAAUUAGAAAAUGCAAGACAGAUUGUGCAUGAUUACAGAAAAGGAAUUGUAUCCCCUGGGCUCACAGAAAAUGAAUUGUGGAGAGCAAAAUAUGUCUAUGAUUCAGCUUUUCAUCCUGACACUGGUGAAAAGAUGAUUUUGAUAGGAAGAAUGUCAGCUCAGGUUCCUAUGAAUAUGACAAUCACAGGCUGUAUGAUGACUUUUUAUAGAACUACUCCCGCAGUGCUGUUCUGGCAAUGGAUUAACCAGUCCUUCAAUGCUGUUGUGAAUUAUACAAACAGGAGUGGUGAUGCCCCUAUUACUGUUAGCCAAUUGGGAACAGCCUAUGUAUCUGCAACCACAGGCGCUGUAGUAACUGCACUAGGACUUAAUGCACUAACCAAGCAUGUUUCACCCCUUAUAGGACGUUUGGUUCCUUUUGCUGCUGUAGCUGCUGCUAAUUGCAUUAAUAUUCCAUUAAUGAGACAAAGGGAACUCCAAGUUGGUAUUCCUGUUACAGAUGAAAAUGGAAACCGAUUAGGUGAAUCAGUCAAUGCUGCCCAACAAGCAAUAGCACAAGUGGUUGUCUCAAGGAUUCUCAUGGCAGCUCCUGGCAUGGCCAUCCCUCCAUUUAUAAUGAACACUUUGGAGAAGAAAGCAUUUUUAAAGAGAUUCCCCUGGAUGAGUGCCCCUAUUCAAGUUGGAUUAGUUGGUUUCUGUUUGGUGUUUGCUACGCCUCUGUGCUGUGCAUUGUUUCCCCAGAAAAGUUCCAUGUCUAUCACACGCUUGGAGCCAGAAUUGAAAGCCAAGAUUCAAGAGACCAGCCCUGAAUUAGAACGAGUGUACUUUAAUAAGGGAUUAUAAAUUGGAAGAAGACUUGGAACACAUCAAGGAUUAUCAUGCAAACCCCAACACAUUGUGCCAGUGUCGGUAAAAAGAACUCUUUGACUUAAGUUCUUAUAGUUAGUUAAUUAUUCCAUAGUGUCCAAAUUUACCUUAUUGUCUAAUUCUGUUACUUAGAAUUAUGUCUCAGUUCACAGGACCUUGUUAUCAUUGUGAGAAAAUCCAUCCUGUUACUUUCAGGGUUAUUGUUUUGGAAGAAAUUUUUAACAGCCCACAUCCAGCACAAAACUGGGCACAUAGUAGGCACUUAAGACAUAUUUGUUGAUCAAUUGAUUAAAAAAUGUUUACAUUAAAUAUCAAGCAAUGGAAGGUGAUUGAAAAAAAAUAGAUCCAGCUUGCAUCCCCCUCUAUAUAAAGUCAAGAGAAUCUCCACAUGUAGAAGGGAUUCAGAGAAGGCCAAAGAUUAAGAGCUCUGAAAUCAUAACUCUUGACAUGCAACCUGCCACCGCCUCUGUUAUAUGCAACACAGACCCAGGUUUUUGCUUCUUUUCCAUAAGCUCAAAUCUCAAAUCAAAAGAUACUUUGCAGUCCUCUUUGUUUAAUAAAAUAAAGGCCAAAGUUAUAAGCCCUUUCCUCUUGGUAAUUUUUUCCAUAUAAUGAUCAUGGAUAAUGAAUUUCUUUUUGGUAUAUCCUAUUCUAUUUGUUUUUAAAUUCCUAGAGAGGCAUCCACCUCCCUCUGAAAUAAUUGAUAUUAUUUGGAAUUGUAUUACACAUUACUAAUUACUUAAAAUAACAUUAUACGAAAUCACUGAAAGUUAUAAAACUAUUACAGUUUAUAAUACUGUAUUUUUAAAAAUAUAUUUAAAAUGAUAUUUAAUCAAGAUCGUCUGAUUUUUUGAAAUUAGUAUUUCAGCAAACACUUGCUUAUGUGUCUAGUUCCUUGUGUUGGCUUUUAUUUCAAGGUCUUCUUGGCUUUGAGAAAGACCAAGGAAACUUACUGUAUUUUAUUAAUUUGUUAGUGACUUUACAAACUGUACUUGAAUGUUUUCUAUUGCAUUCCAUCUUCUGUUUGAAUAUAGUAAAUAUGCAUACCACUCUGUUUAUAUCAUCUGUAACAAUUGGCUGUAUAAUAUACUUGACAUAAGAUUAGACAUUAAACUUCAAGUUUAUAGGUGUUCAAAGUAAUAUACAAGAUGACUGGGUGUAUCACUGAAAGUAGAUUAUUAUUAUGCAGAGACUAAAGAUAGCUAAUGUAUGGACAUUUAGAAAAACAGUAGAAUAAUGAGAUAUUUUUACUGAGUGAUCAGAGUAAAUUUUCUCACAAACAAGAUUUAUUGCCUUGUUUCUGUGUUUUUCAUCUAAAAGGAUUAACAGAUCUGAAGCUUUAGUCUCCUUGAAUGAGCUUUUCUUGUAUCUCUUCCAUCAUUCUUUCAACCUCACAUUUUGGUCUUAAAACUGUCUAGAUGGAGAAAAAUGGCUACCCCAGUAUAUUCUGACAUUGGAUAUAUUUUAUUGCAAUAAACAUGUCUAUAGAAAAACCUGACAUUCCACACAGAUCUUUAUAGUUUGCUUGUUAGAUCUUUGAUUAGUUACAUGCAUAAAGAUGCAAAGAAGCCACACAUAAUAUAUUCAUGACAGUAUACUUAUCAAUUUCCAUAUAUUCCAUUUACCUAAAUUGACCUUGAAUUUCUCCCUGGCAAUUCAUUUGUAACAUCAUUUCAGCAAUGUAAUAAAUAGUUCCUAUUAAGUGUAUUUCUUUCACUAGUAAGUGACAUACACUCAUUUCAACACUGAUAAGUUAAAAUAUGUACACUAAGAAAAUGUGACCAAAGCACAGACAUAAAGAUGAUAGAUAUCAUGGAUAUAUUUUUUUUAAGUUUGUUUUAUUGAAGCUUCAGACUAUUAAUGCUUUUCUACAGAUUAUUAUCUGUACAAUUUCAUGGUGUUAAUAAGAAGAACAAAUGAGCAAAGCUCAGGCAAUUUAUGCUGGUCUUAUAGAAAAAAUGUUUUUUAAAAAAUUUUAAAUAAAGUGCAAUAAGAUCCUAAAGCUGGUAAUGAUGAAUAGCUAUUAAUAUUUCUAUUAAUGCUCUAUAAGAGGAAUAUAAUUUUAAGUGAUGGCAGUGACUGAUAAUAUUAAUUUCAGUAUUAGCACAAUGUCUUGCCAGUGUUGAUGGAGUCAAUGUACUAUUUAAAUUCAACUGGAUGAAAUAUUCAAUAAACUCAGAUUGAAAUGAAA
Gracilinanus agilis (Agile Gracile Mouse Opossum) is the source of this 3351-nucleotide messenger RNA. RefSeq names its product sideroflexin 1 (gene SFXN1). Gene Ontology annotation, cellular component: mitochondrial inner membrane. The transcript has 12 exons. Bases 168 to 1136 code for a protein of 322 amino acids. The record is from RefSeq and is a predicted model, not a curated record. Gene Ontology annotation, molecular function: monoatomic ion transmembrane transporter activity. Gene Ontology annotation, biological process: serine import into mitochondrion; monoatomic ion transport. NCBI's taxonomy places the organism in Eukaryota, Metazoa, Chordata, Mammalia, Didelphimorphia, Didelphidae.